Molecule: messenger RNA, 5121 nt
Organism: Solea senegalensis (Senegalese sole)
Lineage: Eukaryota; Metazoa; Chordata; Actinopteri; Pleuronectiformes; Soleidae
Gene: fanci
Product: FA complementation group I
Exons: 36
Coding region: 247-4416 (1389 amino acids)
Biological process (GO): DNA repair
Molecular function (GO): DNA polymerase binding
Source: RefSeq, a predicted model, not a curated record
GGAACUUUAUUUAACAUUAUGAAAGCGUUUCCAAAGGCAUCGAGGGUUUGAGCCUUUGAGCUUCACGCGGACUGCUUCAUUCGUAUUUUAUUUUGUCAUAACUCUUUUCGCGAAAACACCACAAACGCAGAGGUAAACCUGUUAUUUGUGAAACUUAGAUCUAUACGCACGUACAGAAACACGCCUGUUGGGGUUGACAACAAACGGACGUGUCUCCGGCAACUUGUGAGCGUUUUUAGGUUGAACAUGAAGACUGUAAUAGAUAAAAUCGUGUCACUGUCAAAUGGAGACAAUACCGCCGAACUUGAGAAGUACAUGUCCACCAUCAAAAACGACCAGUUAAUCGACGUCAUUACCAAUAGCGCGUUGAAGGGGAAGAAGGUCUGUGCCAUAAUUAAAGGCAUAUUUGAAGGAUCUCCCCCGAGUUCCACCGAAGGAGCAAACCGCAGACUUGUUGUUUAUCAACACUGCAUCCCCCUGUGCGAGUCCAGGGACCUUCAGACGGAGGUGGCAGCUGAUAUCAUCGGAGUUCUGAUGCUGGAGACUCAUGCGCUGUCCGGACCCUCGCUUGCACAACUGGCGUCUCUUUUCGUUGAAGCCAUUAAAGUAGGAAAAAUGGGAAGUGGGAAAUCCCUGGAGCUCUUUCCCACCGUGCUUACCGCACUUGCAGCAUGUGAAGCCUUGGCCUAUGGCAAAGGAGAUCUCAGUGGUGAGGAAUACAAGAAGCAGUUGAUCAACAGUCUCUGCUCAAGCAGAUGGGACCCACAAUGUGUUAUCCACUUGACAACCAUGUUCAGGGAUGUGCCCCUGUCAUCAGAGGAGCUGCAGUUCCUGGUGGAGAAAGUGCUACGAAUGUUUACCAAACUGGAUUUGCAGGAGAUUCCACCCCUGGUUUACCAGCUGCUCCUUCUGUCUUCUAAGGGCUGUAAGAAACAGAUCCUGGCUGGAAUCAUCGAUUAUUUUAAGGAGCAAGAUAUUCUCCAGGAAGAAGAGCAGAAAGAUGGAGAGAGCCUGGAUUUAGAGGUUCAGUCCAUUCCACAGGACCAAUUAAGACACGUGGAGGGCACUGCUAUCCUCCACAUAGUCUUUGCCAUACGACUGGACCAUGAACUCGGGAGAGAAUUCCUGAAAAGUUUUAAGACGUCAUAUGGCGAUCUGUGUCCUUUCAGUGCUGCCCUGUUGCUCUCAGUGACACGUAUCCAGCGCUACGAAGAGCAGGUGUUUGACCUUUUGAAGGGGGUGAUCAUCAAGAGCUUCAAGGAUGAGCAGCUGCAGCAGGGCUCCAAGUUCCUGCGGGACGUCGUGCCUGGCCACUGCAGUGUGGAUCACAUGAUAGUGGGCACAGUCAAGAACAGUGUGUUUGGAUGGGAUCAUGUGACACAGGGACUUGUGCAGCUGGGUUUCUUCCUCAUGGACACAUUUGGACCCAAACCUGGACCAUUUGGCAAGACAACAGAGGGGUCCCCUGCCAUAGCCAGGACCCCAGCCCAGCAGGCAUGUAAGCUGGGGCGUCAGGUGCUUCUCCAGGGCUUUAAGAUGCAUGAGCCGAUCAGGGGCGAGAUACUGGAGCAGGUCUUGAGUCGACUGGUCACAAAGACGGCCUCACCUGUCAGCCAUUACUUGGACCUUUUCUCCGACAUCGUGAGCUCUGCUCCCAUGAUCCUCCUGGAGUCUUCUUCCAAGGUGACAGAGACAUUUGACCACCUGUCAUUUCUGCCCUUAGCCACUGUCCAGGGUCUUCUUAAAGCUGUACAGCCCCUGCUCAAGGUCAGUAUGUCCUUGAAAGAUGCUUUGAUUCUAGUUCUCCGCAAGGCCAUGUUUUCAAGCCAGCUGGAUGGCAGGAAGUCUGCGGUGACUGGCUUCCUGUUGCUGCUUAAGAACUUUAAAGUGUUGGGCAGUUUGGCAUCGAGCCAGUGCAGCCAGGCCGUCUCCUCCAGUCAGGUCCAGGUGGACGUUCAUUCUCGUUACAACUCCGCUGCCAAUGAAGCGUUUUGUCUGGAGAUCCUCAGCAGCCUGCGGCGCUGCCUGGGUCAACAGGCCGACGUUCGCCUUACGCUUUAUGAGGGGUUUUACGAUGUUCUCCGUCGCAACUCUCAGCUUGCAAGCUCCAUUAUGCAGACCCUCUUGUCACAGCUGAGGCGGUAUUAUGAGUCUGAGCAAGACCUCCUGCCCCCGGUGAAGCUGGAGCCGUGCAUCACCGCUCACGGAGACCAAGUCUUCCUCCAGGAGCCACUGGCCCAUCUGGUGAGCUGUACUGUUCAUUGCCUGCUGUGGCUGCAGAACAUGCGGCGAUCGGCCAACGCUGCCGACGAUGAUGAUGACGACGACGAUGAGGAAGAGGAGGAAGGUUAUCAGUCUGAACUCCAGACAAUCCUGGAGAGUGUGAUAAGACGAAUGAUCAAGUGUGAACUGGAGGACUUUGAGCUGGACAAGUCAGCAGAAUUCUCCAUGGGAUCUAGUGUUGGAGUGAAGAAUAACAUCUAUGCAGUGCUGGUGAUGGGAGUGUACGAGGUUCUCAUAGAGUACAGCUUCGUCAAAUCCAACUACAGUAAAAGCUGCUUUGAGGAGCUCAUGCAGCUGUUUAACCGCUACUUCAAGCUGGCUGAGAUUUUGAAGGAGAAAUCUGGUAAAGGUCGAGCACCCUCGCACAAGACCCCCCGCAGUUUACUGUCCUUGGGCUUCAUAUCAACUUUGCUCACUGUGCUCUUCAGAGACAGCACUCAGAGCAAAGAGGAGGCUCUCUCAGUGCUGCGCUCCAGUGGCGAAUUCUUGCGUUACGCGCUCAGUGUCGCUGUACAGAAAAUCCAGCAGUUGGAGGAAACUGGACACACAGACGGCCCCGAUGGACAGAACACAGACAGGACUUUCCGCUUUCUCUGUGACAUGACGAGCGUGUUGAUGUGGCGUUACACCAACAUCCCCAGUGUGGUGGAGGAGGAAGGGAGGAAGGAGAAGAGCUCCAGCUUGUCUCUGCUGUGUCUGGAAGGUCUGCUCAGGGUCUUCACAACCUGUCAGCAGCGUUAUCCACACAAGAUGGCUCAGCUUCUCGCCAACAUGGAUGUUGCAGAGGACCACCCAGAGCCAGAUGAAGGCAACAACACAGAAAUGAACUUCUUCUAUAUUCGACAGUUUCAGAGGGCGCUGUUCACCCAGUUAAGUGGAGGAGAGGAGGCAUUUAACAGUAAAGAGGCUCAGCUACUGGUGAGCAUCCUGAGUGUGCUCUCACAUCAGCUGAAGCCCUCGUCCCAACAGUUUAUUCAGAUGAUCACAUGGACAGUGAAAAUCUGCAAGGAGACUGGUUUUGAGGAUCCUGCUUUUUCCAAGGGGCUGCUCUCUCUGCUCUUCAACCUAAAUGCUCUCUAUAAGAGUCCCGUGAGCCUGCUGCUCCAGUUAUGCCAAGACAUCCACAGCGAGCUGGGGGAUAUCGAUCCGGAAGUGGAGGUGGAAAAUCAGUCACAUUUUGCCAUCAUCAACACCAAGACAACUACGACUGCAACACUGCUGGUGCUGUCUCAGGUUGACCGAGUGCUUGAUGAAUUGGAGUGGUUGAUUGCCAGAAAGAAAAUUCAGACGGCUUCUGACAAAUCUGGCUCUGACGAAUCCACCCAGACCGCAGAUCAGCAGGAUCCCAUUGAGAAAGCGGUGACGCUGCAGCUCGGGAAGCUUCUGACCGCGUUAAACGAGCUGGUCCAGACGUCUCUGCCCUCUGGGACCUGCACCGCAACACUGCUGAGAGAACUGAGCCGCACAUACGCCAUCCUCACCACUCUUGUCAAAUAUUACAUCCAGGUGUGUGGUACCCAGCACGGUACGCUGCCUGCACGCUUCGAGAAGCUGGUCAAACUCUCUGGCUCACACCUAACACCACAGUGCUACUCUUUCAUCACACAUGCACAGAGUGCUGAACUCAAUGGUGCAGGUGCCGAUGACAAGAAGAAAAAGAAAAGGGCUGAAGUGAGCGUGGCUGCUUCUGCAAAACUUCUGCGAGAGACAAAGACCAUCCCUGAACUGAUCUUUAGCAUUGAACAGUAUGAGAAAUAUCUCAUUACACUCUCAAAGAAAUCAAAGGUAAAUCUGAUGCAGUACAUGAAGCUGAGCACCUCCAGAGAUUUCCGCAUCAACGGUGCUACUCUGAACGCUGCCCUGCAGGAGCAGGACGACAGCCAAGAGGCAAGUCCCAUCUCAUCCUGUAACUCAUGUAUAACUGUACUGUCAAUUUCACAUCAACGCAUCAUGGAUCUUCCCAGAAGAAAAGGAUGGUCUGUAGUAGCACAUCCCACUUGCACUUUUACUAGCUGCCUCUACAGUUCUAGUAUAGUGAAAAUGGCAGAUACAGAUUUAGAAAUUCUGGAUGCUUUAGUAGCUUUUAAAUCUGGCAUGGAGAAGCAUUUCUGUUUCCCUUUGUCAAGUCGAUAGAAGACAAUAUGCAGAUACUGUCAGACUGUCUGUAAUCUACACAUCUGGGAUUCUAUUUUUCAGUGUUUGUUCCAUCUUGUGCUCCUUUCAGACUCAAAACUCUCAGGAGUCACAGGAGACACAAGAACCCAAACAGAAGAAACGGAAACAGUGAGCCGACGCUGAACUCCAGUGUUUCACACGUCACAUUCCUCACAGGUCUGAAUUGCUGCUGAACAGUCUCUUGGCAGUUUUGUGCUAUCUUUCUUUGUUCAGUGAGCCUUUAGUGAUGUUGAUGAUUUCGUAGACGUCCAAGGCUUCGCCUGUGGAAAGACAGUGUGUUCACAUUUUACAAAAGCAACAUGGGUGUAUUUCCUGACACACAUUUCUAUUUUACAUCACUACAAGGACUACAAAGUAUUCCUGUUUCAGUCUCAUCCAGAUGAACUCUCUACUUAUUUUUUUUGUUAAGAUACAUGUUACUGUUAAGAAUUGUUCUGUUAAAGGUAGCACAGUUAUAAAGAUAUGAUACUUGUUUUAUCAGUCUUUGGUUACACGAACGGAAGAAAAAGUAAGAUCCCCUGAAGUUUGUUUUAAAAUAAAGUUUUCUUUGCUUUUUUCUUUCUCACACGGGAUUUUGUAGGUAUCAGGGGUAAAGUAUUGUACAUAGUGUUUUGUAUAGUUAAAACUUUAAAUGUUAUUUCAAAUAAAAAAUUAAAAAUGUAA